Messenger RNA from Exophiala spinifera, 792 nucleotides. RefSeq names its product haloacid dehalogenase, type II. Bases 1 to 792 code for a protein of 263 amino acids. The transcript has a single exon. Lineage: Eukaryota; Fungi; Ascomycota; Eurotiomycetes; Chaetothyriales; Herpotrichiellaceae. The record is from RefSeq and is a predicted model, not a curated record.
AUGGGCAAGAUUGUCGUGGCGUUCGACCUCUACGGCACCUUGCUGUCGACGGAGAGCAUUGCAAAGGAGCUAGCAUCCCACUUUGGGCAAGAGACGGCCGCGUCGAUUGCGACGGUAUGGAGAAAGUAUCAACUCGAAUACACUUGGAGGUUGAACAGCAUGAGUACGUAUGGCCCGGACUUCCGAAAUCCAUGCAAAGCGCAAAAGGAGCAACCUGAUCAUGCUGACGCCGUGUCCGCGAAAGAAAAGUAUGACGACUUCUUCAAAGUGACUCGUAACGCGUUGCUGCAUGCCUUGGCGGAACACGGUGUCGGGCUCGAAGACCAGGCCCUCGACAAACUGAUGCUGGCCUACGAUUCCCUGUCGACCUUUCCGGACGUCAAUCCGGCCCUGGAGAGACUCAGGGAUAACUCCAACGUCGAGUGCGUGGUGUUCUCUAACGGGACCCACGCCAUGGUGACAAACUCGGUCAACGGGUCGCAGGAUCUCGACUCUUCGGUCCUCAAGGGCACCGUCUCGAUCGACGACAUCAGAAUUUACAAACCCGCCCCAGAGACUUAUCAUCACCUGGCCCGAAAGACGGGCAAAGAAAACGAGAUGGAUAAGGUGUGGCUCAUCUCGGGCAAUCCGUUUGACAUCACUGGAGCCCGAACGGUAGGUAUGCAAACAGCGUGGGUUGACCGAGCAGGAAACGGCUGGCAGGAUAGACUUGGGCUCGGACCAACAGUAGUUGUCAAGAGUCUGGAGGAGGUUGCGGAGGCGGUCGAGAGACAUGCCAAAAGCACUGCAUAG